CAGUCAUUAAAAAUGGCGAGCGCCCAUGAUUCAUUGAAAGCAGACGACACAGCAACAUUCUGCCAUAGCAGGCUGGGCGACGAUCACCUAAUGUCUGCAACGUCACAUCGCCUUCGGGAGAGACGAAAUCUUGGAGUUUCCACGAAGGAUUAUGAGAGUCUGGACUAUGAUAGUUGUUACAACAAGCCCUAUGAAAAACAUUUGACUACACUUUUGGAAGGCCACUCUACAGUCAAACUGGAAGCUGUGAAGUGGGGUGUUACCUUUCUCAUAGGUUUUCUAACGGCCAUGGUGGCGCUCUUUAUCGACGCGGUGGUCAAGAAGCUAUCGAGUCUGAAGUUUGGAACGGUAGACAGAUCUAUCCUGCGAUGCUCUGAGGACGGCUGUUUGGUUGUCUCCCUUGUUCUGCUCCUGUGCUUCAACGUCAGCUUCACUCUUGUCGCUGCCUGCAUCACGGUCUUGGAGCCUGUGGCGGCCGGGUCUGGCAUCCCGGAAAUCAAAUGCUACUUAAAUGGCGUCAGGGUGCCGCAUGUAGUACGACUGAGAUCUCUAGUUGCCAAGGCAAUCGGAGUUCUCUUCAGCGUGGCUGGAGGCUUAUUCGUUGGCAAGGAAGGUUCCAUGAUUCACAGCGGCUCUAUCAUCGGAGCAGGUGUACCGCAGUUUGAGAGUCAGGCUUUUAGGAAGAUAAGCAUCGAGAAAUACUCCUUCUUUCGAAGCGACAGGGACAAGAGAGAUUUCGUGUCCGGAGGAGCUGCAGCAGGUGUCGCAGCUGCCUUUGGAGCUCCAAUUGGAGGAGUUUUAUUCAGUCUGGAAGAGGGAUCGUCCUUCUGGAACCAGAAGUUAACAUGGCGAACGUUCUUUUGUUCGAUGGCAGCAACAUUUUCUCUCAACUUCUUCUUGUCAGGACUAGACAGCAACGUCUGGGGCUAUUUUUAUCUGCCGGGUCUCAUCGACUUCGGCGUCUUCAGGUGCCCUGGCAAGUCCGACGGCGGUUGCACUUUGUGGGGCGCCUUUGACUUGCUGAUCUUCAUCUUGAUGGGCUGCGUGGGCGGCCUGCUGGGCGCCUUGUUUAAUGGCAUCAACUGCCGCCUGGCGGUGUACCGAAUGCAAAACCUCCACAAAAAACGCAGAAUUUUCAGAGUUUUGGAGGUGCUUCUUGUCUCGAUGGUUACCACCACCGUGGCGUUUGUUGCAGCCAUGACACUGGGAGAGUGUCGCUAAAACUCCCAUUCAGGUCUGUCUGCGACCUCUGGUUCUCCAGCCGACGACUCUGUGAACGGAACGGUUCGGACGUACUUCUGCCAGCACGGGUACUACAAUGACAUGGCCACCCUCUUCUUUAACCCGCAGGAAGUGGCUAUCAAGCAGCUGUUUCAUCAAGAAGGCACCUUUGGCAUUCCGUCCCUUGGCAUCUUCUUCCUGCUGUUCUUCCUGAUGUCGUGCUGGACGUACGGGCUGGCAGUUCCCAGCGGACUGUUCGUGCCCGCGCUGUGCGGCGCUGCAUAUGGCCGCCUGGUCGCCAACGUGCUGGAGACCGUCUUCGGCUACUCCAGUGUCUACUCUGGUACUUACGCACUGAUUGGCGCAGCGGCCUUCCUGGGAGGUGUAGUGCGCAUGACAAUUAGCCUCACUGUCAUUUUGAUCGAAUCAACCAAUGAAAUCUCGUACGGCCUACCCAUCAUGCUUGUUUUAAUGGUUGCAAAAUGGACAGGUGACUUCUUCAACAAGGGUCUGUACGAUGUCCACAUCGACUUGAAGGAAGUUCCUAUUCUAGAAUGGGAUAUCCCACCAGACUUUGGAAGACUCAAAGCACGCGAUGUCUUGGACACGUCCCGUCACUUAUCAGUCGUAUUCCCUAAGACGAGAGUGGCGUCCCUUGUGAAGAUCUUGAAGACAACGGCACACCGCGCUUUUCCUGUCGUCAGCAGCACAAGCAGCGAGGACGAGGUCCAGCGGUCAGAAUGCUUUGAGAAUCAAAGGGGCAACAGACCGGCCAACGAGUCUUUCAACGACUGUUCCGAGUGGAAUUCCUCCCAUGAUCCGAGAGAAGGCCAGCCCGGGAGUCCGAGUUACAAAUUUGAAGGACUGGUGCUGCGCGCUCACAUCGCUGUGUUGCUGAAGAAACAAGUCUGGUGUGUAGACGGCCAACAGGCCCCUACCCUGUCUUUUGAAGAGCUGACUGCGGAUUACCCACGAUACCCGGAUGUAUACGAUCUUUUCGAUUUACAGGUCGAAGAUGACGCCCUAGUGGACGUGGCUUACUACAUGAACCGCUGUCCGUACACAGUGUACCCAGAGACACCACUGCCUCAAGUGUUUUCGCUGUUCCGGAGCAUGGGGCUCAGACAUCUGCCAGUAGUCGACCAUGAUGGCAGGUUGCACGGAAUCAUAACACGACAUAAUCUCACACAUAGCUUCAUGGAAACCAUACUUCGACGUCAGAAACAGCAGCAACAGCAACAGCAGCAACAGCAGCAACAGCAGCAUCUGCAGUAUCUGCAGCAGGAGCAGCAACACCAAUAAAUGAAAACAUGUUUACAUGUAUAUAGAUUGUACACUGUUGUUUGUAUACACAUUGGACACUCCAUUGUUGUGAACACAUCAGCGACUGCAGGAACCACAUUUGGAUGAAUGUCCGCACAUCCGAGUAACAAGUCUGUGGUACCCGAGUACCCAGUCUGUCGUUCCGGGUAUCCAAUCAUGCAUUUCGCGAGUAUUUUCUAGUUGUUACAGGUUGUUGAAGGGGUGGAAGUAUGAUUCCCUCCCUUCUCCAUCUCACCGGGAAUAUGUACAAACCUUCGCAGUCCAGCAGCUUCGCCAGACCUCGUCCUCGCUCCGUCAGGAAGAUGUUUGCUGAGGCUGGUCACUGCUGGCAGUUGCUUUAUCACUGUGUCAAAAAUAAUGUUCGCCUGAUUCCAAUCCUGUUUAUGUUUGGAGGAGGCAUUACUUUUUACAAAACACUUCUCACUACGGCAUAUUUCUUGAUUAUUCUAUUAUCAGCUCAUUGUUUGUUUGAACUCUUCUUCUGUUUUCAUUUCCGUCUUUUGAAUAAACACAGCAGUAACAAUGAUAAAACUACACAAAUCGCAUAAUCACAUUUCUUAAAUUCGAAAAAUAUUAAAAAUUUAAGUGCUUCUAUUUGCUCUGUGAUAUGAUGACUUGAAUGGGUUAACAAGUACGGAAAAAGGUGGUGUGUGUGCGUGUGUGUGUGAGUGUGAGACAGGAAGAUAGAGAGAUGUGAUUAAUUUUUAAUGCGUCAUAUGAAUUGCUUCUAUUAUGUAGUUAUUUUAGGGUCUAUAAAUAAGUCAGAGUACCCGAAAAAUCCAGCUGUCUCAUUCCGAAACGAGAUCCGAAACAACAUUUGACCACUGAAUUGUCGAGACAUCAGUCAGUGACUUAACCACUGACAUAUCUAUGUAAAAGUCAGUAACUUCACGAUAUACUUCAAACUGACUCACAAGAAUGUGUCACCGCUGCACUGCAGGCCACCCAGUGGGAUACAUUGCUCUCCACUGACACACAAUCCACCCGCCCUUAAAAUUCCACUUUCUUACACUCCGAGCACGCUUGUAUCAAAAGCUUGGUCUGUCAAAGUGAGUUCAAUCCAAGUCUAAGGGGUGAGUAUAUCAUGCUUAUAACCAUUUACUUUAUCGUUGGAGGGCAGUGUAGUGUUCAUGAAGUCCAUCUUUCGUCGUCUUUCGGGUUUUAGGAAAAAAAUAUAAUCUUGAACUUUUAAUAGUUAACCCUAAUGCAGUGUGAGAUUUUGACCUGAUGGAAUUUGUUCAAUAAAACCUGAGAGAAACAUUCUGUUCUGUUCAUAAGAUACAAGCAGAUGGUCAGAUCCUCAUUUCCAGUGACGUCACAAAAGGGCUGCUCGUUGAUUGGUCAACACCUCAUUAACACAUGCUCGAAACCUCGACUCUUCAAUGUCGUUAGAAGUAGGAAUUUAGGUCUAUCUAGUGUUUUUCUCGUUAAUUUUUUUUAAACGCAUGUACUAUGCAUUUUUGUAACCAGCACAAGUUCUUUCUCCGUACAUCCUGGGAAGUGAAAGCUGCCAGCCCCAUCACCCUCACAUUGUCAGACACUCGGAUAUCGCCGGUCGCUUGCCAGAAGUCGAGCACGUGGCUCAAAAUGUGGAGAGUUCUUCCGAGCUGAGAAUAGGACUUGCGUCGCCUGCUCUGACCUGCUCUGAGAAAAGCUGCCACUGUGGUGCCGCCGCUCCUGUAGUCGGAGAUCCAUGUGUACGUCUUGUUCCUCCGACACGCUCUUUCUCAACCACUGCUCUACUCGAUCACUUCGUGCUUCUGGGGUCAAAGUUGAAAUAUGACGCAGGGCGGCGGCUUGCAGUUUCGGAGCUUGGAGAAUAAAGUGAUGAUUCAACUCGACUU
This is a messenger RNA of Pomacea canaliculata, 4388 nucleotides long. Its product is annotated as chloride transport protein 6-like. The record is from RefSeq and is a predicted model, not a curated record. NCBI's taxonomy places the organism in Eukaryota, Metazoa, Mollusca, Gastropoda, Architaenioglossa, Ampullariidae. Gene Ontology annotation, molecular function: voltage-gated chloride channel activity. Gene Ontology annotation, cellular component: intracellular membrane-bounded organelle; lysosomal membrane. The transcript is spliced from 24 exons. Gene Ontology annotation, biological process: transmembrane transport; chloride transport.